Somion occarium is the source of this 1183-nucleotide messenger RNA. Lineage: Eukaryota; Fungi; Basidiomycota; Agaricomycetes; Polyporales; Cerrenaceae. The record is from the annotation of a GenBank genome assembly.
CUUGCCCAAACGGGAAUUCCGGACCGGGCACUACCGCCAGAUCCAGGCUCUAUCGUCAAGUUCUGAAGUCAAGCUUGCAGAGACUGUUCACGUUGCUCGACAUCCUAAGUACUGCCUGCUAACGCCUCUUCUCGCCAUAACAUAUACUGCACUCAUGUCUAAGGCAGAUCUUGAAACAUACCAAGUCCAACUCUCCCAAGUUGAUACUGCUCUCGAAGCCGAUCCAUCUAACGCCGAACUUGCAUCGCUCCGUUCUGAACUGAAAGAGCUCAUCGCACUCACUCAAACUGCUAUCGCUCAGCAAGAAGCUGCUGCAUCGUCAUCUAAAGCAGAAGCCUCACGAAAGGCUGCUGCUUCUUCCAGCACCGCGAAAGUAUGGGGAGCCGGAGACGAUUGUCUUGCUAGAUACUCUGGAGAUGGCCAGUGGUAUCCUGCUCGUAUCGCAUCCGUCGGUGGCUCAGCAGAUAACCGAGUCUAUAGCGUGGUUUUCAAAGGUUACAACAGUACGGAACUUCUGAACUCCUCUCAGAUCAAGGCAAUGCCUGCGGGCUACCAGGCACCUGUACCGCCGUCGCAUAAGCGGAAACUGUCGAAAGCUGAGGAGGAAGAGAGGGAGAAAAAGAAAAAGAAGAACGAGAAGAAGCUUGAGGUGAAGGCGGCGAAAGCCAAGGAGCAGAUGGCAAAACAGCAGACUUGGCAGAAGUUUGCUAAGAAGUCGGAGAAGAAGGGCAUUCAUAUUGCGGGAGUGUCUGGGACGAGUAUCUUCAAGACGCCUGAGAAUCCACUUGGGAGAGUUGGCGUCACAGGUAGUGGGAAGGGAAUGACUGAAGUCGCGCCUCGAGGGAAGCAUAAGUUCGAACUUACGGAGGAUGCCAACCCUUGACCGGAGUAGGAUCAUCCAUAUACAUCUUCAAUCUGUAUUUUUUUGGCUGUAAUUGAUAACAUAUACCUGAUGCAAUACCACAGGUGGAACGCAUGCACCGCCCGUACUUACCGGGCACAUUGUGUCCACAAGAGGACAUUUUAAAGCUAAGCCAUAUGUGAUUCCUGAUUCGUGUCGGAUGAGAACCUCAAUUGUGCUUUCAACGAUUAGUCUCUAGACUCAUAGACUCUGCAAGCUGUUGCGGGUCAAUUUCUUGACUGUGCAGUCGGCGCAUGGUCGCUCGUAGUGUUGGCGGUACUG